Adineta ricciae is the source of this 2295-nucleotide messenger RNA. Lineage: Eukaryota; Metazoa; Rotifera; Eurotatoria; Adinetida; Adinetidae. The record is from the annotation of a GenBank genome assembly.
AUGCCUAAAGCUUUGGAUACGACUGGCAGAGAAUGCCAUGACUGUGGACAAAACGAUCCUCGAUGGUGUUCGAUCAAUCAUGGUGUGCUCGUCUGCGACGAAUGUUCUAGUGUACAUCUGAGCCUUGGCCGACACAUAUCGCAAAUAAAAUCUCUCGAAAAAAGUCACUGGUCACCGACACAACUUAAUUUAAUUAAUGAAUUAAGUUCACAUGGUGCUAAUCUAAUUUGGGAAUAUAGCCUCCGUGAUCCACACAAUAAAUUGCCACGAAAGAAGCCAACAGCAAAUGAUGCAUUCCCAAUUAAAGCCGAUUUCAUUCGAGCUAAAUAUCAACAAAUGGCUUAUGUUAAUCGAUCGAAGGACGAAACAAAUGGAACCUUGGAAGAUAUAAAUUUACAAUUACAUUCGAUUGUGAGAACAGAUAAUAUUAUCACAUGUCUCAGAUUUCUUUCCCAAGGAGCUGAUCCAAAUUUUCGCAAUCCAGAAACGGGAACAUCAGCUAUGCAUGUUGCAGCUAGCCGUGGCCAACAAAACCAAAUCGAAUUACUUUGCAUUUUUGGUGGUGAUCCAGCGACUAUCGAUGCUGCAGGUGUACCUCCCGACGAACAUGCCAGAGCCAAUGGAUAUACUGAUUUAGCUGACCGUUUGAUUGAAUUGCAGUAUGAAUUGACCGAUCGUUUGAUAUGUUUUAUUGGUGGCAAACAACCCGAUCAUAAAACUGAUGAACACAUUCUUUUGGCUAAUUGUGAUAAGAUCAUGAAUAGAUCUUCUCCAACAUCGAUUGCUCGUCAGAAACUUCAACAAUUAUCAGAUACGCUUUUCGAAGAUUUGGCUAUGGACAUAUUCGAUGAAGUAGACCGACGUGAAUUAAAAUCAAUGUGGCAAACACAAGUGGACAAGUCGUUAGUUCCUCUACAUGUUGUUCCAUUUCUGCCUGUUAAUCCGACACUGUCAGCAACUAGAAAUCAGGGACGGCAGAAAUUAGCUCGAUACGGUAUAAAAGAAUUUCAUGGAUUUAUUUAUGAUGUAUUGGAUGAAUUUCGCCGACGAUACUUUCAUUUUAUUCAACGAACACCAUCCGUCAAAAGUCCAGCAUUGUCUCGACGCAACGAUGAUUUGGCAGCAGCAUUGAUUGAAUCCGAUGAUGAACCGUAUUACGAUAAAGUUGCGUCCGAUGAAGAAUCCAGUAGUUUAGAACAGCAAAAGCGAACAAAACAGAAUAGAAGACUGAAAAAGAUUGGAAAUCAUUCCAAUAAAGAUUCAACAGAGAAUGGUGCACUCUCAUCACUAUGUACUACGACUGGAUCUGAUCAUUUUCACGAAGAAAUCGCCGAAUCGAAUCAUUCAAAUCCUUUGAGAACACGUGUAGCAAAUACAGAAUUGCAAGUGAAAUAUUUGGCAUCUGCUCAUCUGGAUCUCAAAAAUGAAUUAGCGGUAUUACAUCAGAUGAUUCAACGGCUACUCGAUGAAAAUCUUUUGAGUAAACUCGAUCAACAAGUUCCGGAUCAGACAUCAGUACCUGCCAUCAAUGAUGAAACAAGCAAAAUUAUUCUUCGAACAUCUCAACUAUUUUUUGAUAACAUUAGUCGUAAAUCAAGUCCAUUUAUCGAAAGUGACUACGACAAUACAACCCUACUUGACGAUCCGGACAAUCCAUUGUCAAACUUAACAACAACGACGAUCUUCAGCGGUGACAAACGAUCGAGUCGAAAUGUCCAUCGGUUUCCACAAAUCGACGAAUAUUCGUCGGACACUUCCCGUUCGUAUCGGCAUACAGAUUUCCUCAGUCGAAGAAUCGAACCAUCUAUACCGAAAUCGGCGACAAAUCCCACGUAUCAACCGUACAAACGAGAGAUUCCAAUAAGUAUCCAGCGGUCUCGUUCUUGCUCCGAAGGCCGCAGAAAACUCAUCUCGCCAUCAACGCUCGUUCGUAAAGGUUCGUUUAAUCAUGUACCAUGGCAUAAUGAUGUGAUCGAACAUACACGAAACAUCACCUAUCACGUCACGGAAUUUUUUACACUAAUUAAACAAAAUCAAACUCAUCGAUAUGUUGCUUAUGCUGAACGAAUCAAUCAUUCUGUUCAAGACAUGAUUCAACUAUCGCAUCGAUAUUCAUUCUAUGAAAUAAAUGUCCGAACAAAUCUGAACAUGUUAAUUGCAAAUACACAGCAAUUGUUAUUUCACGCAAUGGCCAUUGAUGACAAUCCAACAUCACCAACUCAUUUUCUUAUUGAUGAUUGUUACGACAUCGCCCUUGCUACACGAAAUCUUCUCAGUAUCUACGAAAAGCUAUGA